Molecule: messenger RNA, 2029 nt
Organism: Mercenaria mercenaria
Lineage: Eukaryota; Metazoa; Mollusca; Bivalvia; Venerida; Veneridae
Product: chitinase-3-like protein 1
Exons: 10
Coding region: 151-1752 (533 amino acids)
Biological process (GO): carbohydrate metabolic process; chitin catabolic process
Cellular component (GO): extracellular region
Molecular function (GO): chitinase activity; chitin binding
Source: RefSeq, a predicted model, not a curated record
GUCUUUUAAAUUUGCACUGUCAUCUAGGUAGAUGAAUUCUUUCUUAUACACUGGCUGCAAAUAAAUGUGAAAAAGGGAAAAAUCAAAUAUCAGUGUAAAGCAUAACGGACAUAAAAAUUGUGACUUCAAAGCCGUAGAAAGUGUGUUGGAAUGGCACUUUUUAAAUUAACAGUUGUUGCCGUACUUUUUAGUGCCGUCACUGCCAAAGGUUAUCUAAGAGUAUGUUAUUACUCCAACUGGGCACAAUAUCGUCCCGUGCCUGCAAAGAUGACGCCAGACAAAAUUGACCCAAAACUGUGCACCCAUCUCAUUUAUGCUUUCGCCGAACUAGAUUCCAAUUCUGAGCUUAGCUUCACUGAAUGGAAUGAUGGAGACAUGGUUAAGGUAUUUAGUGGUCUCAAGGCGAAGAACCCUGACCUUAAAACGCUUCUUGCUGUUGGUGGAUACAAUCAAGGCAGUACACCGUUCUCUGACAUGGCAGCCAGUAGUUAUAAGCGAUCCAAGUUUGCUCGUACGGCUGUUGAUUUCUUGAAGACUUGGGGUUUUGAUGGACUCGAUCUAAACUGGGAAUUCCCCGGCGGAAAAGGGGGAAGAAAGAGGAAAGAUAAGAAAAACUUUAUUUCAUUGAUAAAGGAGCUGAGAGAAGUGUUUGAUUCCUCUAACUACAACAAACUUUUACUUACCGCUGCGUUGCCUGCCGGGAAAGUACAAAUCGACACCGGCUAUGACAUAGCAAAAAUGGCAAAAAAUCUGGAUUUUGUCAGUCUUAUGUCCUAUGACUUUAAUGGAGACUGGGACGAUGUAGCGGGUCAUAAUAGUCCUUUAUAUCCGAGAGAUUCUGAAACGGGAGAUGACCGAAGGAAAAAUGUUGACUGGGCAGCUACGUAUUUCAUAGAGAAAGGGAUUCCGAAAGAAAAGUUAAUAAUAGGUUUACCUACUUAUGGCCGCCACUAUAAGCUCUCCGAUAAGUCCAACUAUAAUAUUAGCGCUCCUAUCAAACGUGCUGGCACGAAAGGUCGUUAUACAAAGGAACCAGGCUUUCUGACUUUUUACGAGGUGUGCAAGUUGUUAGGUGACGGCAAGAGAGUGUUUGAAACGACGCAGAAAGUCCCGUAUCUGAUACACAUGGACCAUUGGAUAGGAUACGACGAUGAAGAGAGCUUUGAAUUCAAGCUUACAUAUAUAAAAAAGAAAGGAUUUGGUGGAGCCGCGGUGUGGACUAUUGAUAUGGAUGACUUUGGUCAACUUUGUCCAGGUUCUAAAGAACGACCAGCGUUCCCUUUGAUAAGCCUAAUGGCGGGCAUGUUAGGAGAGAAUGCACAAGAUGAUAUGCCAGAAGAAUAUGGGGGAGAUACUGACGGAAAUGAAGACCAACGGGGCAUCAACAAUCCUUCAAGUCAACGUUGUGAAUAUGCGAAGAAUAAUAACUGUUCGGCUGAAAGAAGGGAAAUGUCAAACUCGAAAACGCCAAAUGUUCGCACACUUCUGGAUAAACUUAAGAUUAGAAUGUCUGAAUUAGAUUUGCCAUACGAUACAGACACCGACUCUUCCGAAACAGACUUGUGGCACUUUGAAAACUCGGAAAGGGAUAUGUUAGACCUAGAACAAACCGAUCAAUACUUGGAAAACCCGGAUAGAGACUUGUCGGAUCGGGACAGCCAAGAAUUGCUCGACAUGGACAGUUCAUACUAUGAUCCACAAGACUUGGACAGUAGAGAUUUGGAUUCAUCAGAAGAAGAUUAUAUCUUUUAACUAGACAUUUAUGAUUAUUGUCAACAUAAAUUUUCCACAUGUAUAAUGUAAACAUAAUGAAUUUGAUAUUGAUGAAAAAGUUGGAUUGGAUAACCACAAUAAUUUGCCUGCUGAUUGAAAAGACAACAGAAACAGGCUUGUAACACAUUUGAAUGCUGCAUUGCUUGAAAAUUCCGUGUGUUUUAAAUUUUAAUAGACAUUACAAUAUUCAGUCAUAUGUGAAUAAAAAUAACGUUUUACAUAAAAUGUAACCCAGAGGUAAAUUGGUCCACUUAUA